Molecule: messenger RNA, 5091 nt
Organism: Closterium sp. Yama58-4
Lineage: Eukaryota; Viridiplantae; Streptophyta; Zygnematophyceae; Desmidiales; Closteriaceae
Source: the annotation of a GenBank genome assembly
AUGGGUGCCGCUGGCGGCGCAUCUUUCAACGCAGCGCCACAGCAGCAGCAGCAGCGCGACCCGCACAGCUGCUACGAGGGCGGGCGCGCGGUGGUGCCUCACGCGGUGCAGCAGCGGCUGGCGGGGUUCCAUGCGUCGCAGUGCGGCUUCUGCACGCCCGGCGUCGCCAUCGCCCUCUAUGCCGCCCUGCGCCGCCACCGCGCCCCCGCUGCUGCUGUUGAGCAUGCUAGUGUCAGUGCUGCUGCUGCUGCUGCGGCUGCUGCUGCGCCUGCUACUGUAGCGGGUGGUGGAGUGGAGGUGGUGGCAGGGCUGACGGAGGAGGAGGCGGAGCAGGCGAUGGCGGGCAACCUGUGUCGCUGCACGGGGUACCGCCCCAUCCUCGAUGCUUGCAAGAGCUUUGCAGGCCGCUCUAGCAGCGCAGGUGGUGCAGCAGGCGCAGCAGGGGGGCUGAUGGAUGUGGAGGAGGUGGGGUCGUGCGGUCAUGGACGUGCUGCUGCAGCGGCAGCGGCGCGGGCGUGCAGAGUGGUGGGGCUCUGCGAGUUCGCCCCUGCUGCACAAGCUGGGGCGCCAGGGCAAGGGGGUGCAGGGCUGCAGCGGGGCUCCAAGUGCAGUGGUGAGUGGAGGCUGAGCGGCACGCCAGCAGGCGACAGGGGCAUGCGGGGAAGGGAGCGCAGGGCGUGGGAGGCGCCAUGCUGGUGUGGGAGCACUGGGAGGCAGCAGGGGUGGGGGGAGACGGCGGAUUGGGGGGAGAAGGCCGUGGCAGGUGAUGGUAGUGAUGGUGAGUGGGCCAGCAGUGCAAGUGCUGGCGCAGAGGAGGCAGAGGGGCAGCAGGGGAAGGGGCGGAGAGGGAGCAGGAAGGUGACGUGGGUGGCGCCCAGGAGUCUGGAGGAGCUGAGAGCGGUGCUGCUGAGGGGCAGGCAUGGAGGGAGCGACUCUGAGAGUGAGUGGGGCGAGGUGCGGCUGGUGGCGGGCAGCACGGCGGCGGGCGUGUAUCCUGACCUGGCGCGCUGUGACUCCCUGCCGCAUGUCACCUUCCUGGACAUCAAGGGCGUGCCGCAGCUGCAGCGCGUGGCAUGGGAGGAAGGGCCUGCUGGGGAGGAGUGUGAGGGGGGUGAGGGUGGAGCAGUGGGGAAGGAGCGUGCUUUGGGGAUCAGGUUUGGUGCGGCUGUGACUCUAUCAGAUGUGAUUGCAGUGCUGGAGGCCGUUGGGGGGAAGGGUGCUGGUAACUCCGCCGCCACAGAGUACAGAGGCCCUGUCAUUAACGGCUGGGAUCACAUCAAAGGGACAGCGCCACCAGCAGCAGCAGCAGCGGCGGCGGUGUUUUCGCGAGUGGCAGCGCAUGUGAGGAGGGUGGCGGGGCCGCAUGUGCGCAACGCGGGCAGCAUGGGCGGCAACCUCGUGCUCGCUGCGUCUCGCCGUGCCUUCCCCUCCGAUUUUGCCAUUCUCCUGCUCGCCCUUGCUGCCUCUGUGCGCACCGCCACUCCCUCUCCCGCUCCCCCUGCCACUGCAUCUCUCACAGGCAGCACAGCACGCAGCGAUGGGUGGGUUUGGGAGGAAAUCCCACUUGAGGAAUUUCUUCACCGCUCGCCACUCCCUCCCACCACUCUCCUGCACUCCGUCUUCCUUCCCUGCCCCACGACCUCUCCCCCUCCUCCCACCUCGCCCUCUUCUGCCGCUCCUCAGCUCGUGUUUGACUCCUUCCGUGCCUCUGCCCGCCCCUCUGGCAAUGCUUAUGCCUAUGUCAACGCUGCUUUCCUCCUCCACAUCGCCCCCUCCUCCCUCCCACCACCCUCCUCCUCCUCCACUGUAACCUCCUCUCCCCCCCCCCCGCCCCCCACCAUCCUCGCCGCCCGUCUGGUCUUCGGAGCCUUCAACGGUCCGUACGCCAUCAGAGCCCGCCGAGCCGAGGCCUGUCUGCUGGCAGCCAAUGGCGUGCUGACACGUGGCAGCGUGCUGGCGGCAGUGAGGGCGGUGAGGGAGGAGGUGGUGCCUCCAGAGGGCACGCGGUGGGGGGAGUACCGCGUGGAGGCCGCCGUGGGGUUCCUCUUCUCCUUCCUCUCCCGCCUCCUGCCCCAGGCCGACCUGCACCGCACGCACGUGCACCACACCACCCUGCCCCAGGCAGACCUGCCGAGGAAGAGCAUGGGGAAUGGGGAUGGCGCAGUGGGUGCCUGCAACACAUUCUGCCCUGGGGAGGGUCAUGGCGCUGCUGUUGGAGCUGACAGCGCUGAUGGAGCGCAUGGCAGCAGCGGGCAGCAGCACGUGGUGAUGAGGGGCCAGCAGGUCUUUAGUGUUACCAGGGAUGUCUUCCCUGUCGCCCUGCCGCUGCCCAAGUUGGGUGCGGACCUGCAAGCCACAGGCCAUGCCAGGUACGUGGACGGCAUGCCAGCGCCAGCCGCGUGUCUCUACGCCGCCUUUGCCGUCGCCACGCACCCCUCUGCGCGCAUCACCGCGCGCUCUUACACCACUGCGCUGGCCUCCCCGGGGGUGGUGGCAGUGCCGGACGCCUCGCACCUGCCGCCCGGGGGGGGCAACAUGGCGUCGCUGGUCGUUGGCGCUGCGGACCCGCUCUUUGCUGACCAGUGCACGCACUUCCACGGCCAGCCUGUCGCCCUCGUGGUGCGUGCUGGGUGCUGCUGGGUGGCGUGGAAGGGGUGUGGAGGGUGGCACAUGGAUGGACAAAAGGGGGGAAGUGGCGGUUGCGAUGCGGCCACUGGCUGCCUGCUGUGUGUUGGUCUAUGUGGCGCUCUGCACGUUGUUCAACUCCACUCCCUUCUCUCUCAUCGUUUCCUCUCCUCUGCCACCUCAACAGCACACCACCUCAAUCAUUCCUCUCACCACUUUCUUUCCACGCCUCUCCAUCUCGAUCUCCGGUUUCCCUCCCCUCCCUCCUCACCACCCGUGAAUCGUCCGCCAGCUCUUACCUCCGCGCAAGCAACUAUGGCUUCUUCUAGUGGUAGUGGCGCUUCGUCUAGUAGUUCCUCCUCCGCGAGCGAGAAUGCCGUCGGCGAGGGUUCUUCCGCUCGUGUUUCCAAGGAAAUGGAGGGUAUUGAGAAGAAAUCUAAGUUUCCCGAGCACCCGAUCUACAAGCACUAUUAUUUUUUCUCGGACCCGAAGAAGAAGGGCGAGCAAGUCGAGUGCCUUUUUUGCCACAAGAAGUUCUCGUUUAGUAGUAGCCGCACUCCCGAGCAUCUCGCCGAGUGGCACGACCCGCAUCGGCGCCGCGAGGCGGGAGUCGUUUGCAACAAGGUGCCGAAGGAGAUUUCAUCGGAGAUUUGCGAGAUGUUCGAAGCCAAGAUUCGGGCGCGCAACCAAAAGGCGCGGGCGACAAGUGCGGCGAUCGCGGCGGUGAGCGGCAAGAGCGAGUGCGAGCACCCGCUCUUCCUCAACAUGCUGCGAGCCGUCACCGCUGCCGGCUCGGGCUAUGUCCCCCCCAAACGGCACUACGUCGGAGGCGCCGGCCUGCUUGAGUGCAAGCAGAAGAUUGAGAAGGCUUUGUCGCCGGUUACGAAGUCGUGGACGGAGACGGGCGUGACGAUCGCCAGCGACAUGAUGCAGGACAAGAGCGGCCGCGCGCAGAUGAACGUCAUCUGCAUCAACGACACUGGAGCGGUUUUCGUUGAGGCGGUCGAUUGCAAGGCGGUGACGAAGAGUGGCAAGUUCAUCGCCAGCGUACUGCGGCCGAUCAUCGAGCGCAUCGGGGCGGAACACGUCGUGGCGCUGUGCACGGACGGCGGCAGCAACUACAAGAAGGCUGGCAAGCUGCUGCAGAAGGAGUGGCCGCAUCUUGACCUCGUUCCCUGCGCGACGCACGUGAUGGACCUGCUGAUCGAGGACGUCGGCAAGAUGGAUUGGGCGCAGGUGGUCGUGACCCAGGCGGACAACAUGAUCAACUUCGUGCGCGGGCACCAGUGGACGCGCGCCUUCUUGCGCGACCCGAAGCUGCACGGCGAGAAGAAGUCGCUGCAGGUGUUGCGUCCGGCAGGCACGCGCUUUGGAACGCAGUUCAUCGCAGUGUCUCGUCUGCGCGCCGUUCGCCAGCAGCUCACGGCGAUGGUGACACACAAGGAUUGGCCGGAGAAGGGGGGGAGCAAGGUGACGGGAGCGGAUUUUGAGGGGUGGGUGAUGGACCAGGGGUGGUGGAAGAAGGUGGACAUGUUUUUGUCUGUGAUGGAGCUGUUCUACAAUGUGAUGAGGAGGACGGAUUCAGCGGCGAAGGGGAUGAUGGGCCAGCUGUACGACAUCAUGCUGCAGCUGACUGAGGAGUUGGAUAAGCUGCUGAAAGGGAAGGAGUGCAAGCUGACCAAGGCGGAUAAGGAUAAGGUGCGGGAGUAUUUGAGGAAGCGGUGGGACGAGAGCCUGGCGUGCCCCCUCCACGUGGCAGGCCGGAUCUUGUACCCGGCAAACCAGGAGGAGGGGAUUUUCCUGCAGGAUGGGGAGUGCACCAAGGUGAUGCAGGAGUGGUUGGAGCGACAGAAGGCGUUCGUCGAGAAGUACUGGAAGAAGUCCGGCGGCAAGAAGGGGCAGGUGAAGCCGCUGCAUGAGGGGGUGACGGCCUUCAUCAACGGCCAUGGGGGGUUCGGCACGCAGACAGCGAUCGAGGGGCGUGGGGAUAUUCAGCUGGGGAAGGGGAACGUGAUGCUGUGGUGGCAGUACAAUGGAUGGGAGUACGCCCACCUGGCUCGCAUUGCGAGGCGCACGCUGUCCCAGCCCGUUUCCGCUUCACCGUGCGAGCGGGGCUGGUCUACAUGGGAUGGCGUGCACACGGCGCGCAGGAACCGACUCGGGUCGGAGAAAGUGCGCGACCUUGUGUAUGUUGCGCACAACUGGAACGUUGUGCACACAUUCCACAAGGAUGCGGAAGCGGGGCCUAGUGUGGUGGGAAGGAAGGGUGCAGUGGUGGAGGGGAACAUCCCCCCCCCUCCCCUCCCUGAGGGGUACAAGUUGGAGGAGGAUGGGGAGAUGGAGGCGGACGAGGACGACGUGUGCCUCGAUGAGUGGCAGACGCAGGAGGAGCUGGAGAAGGAAGGGGAGGGGGAGGAGGAGGAGGAGGAGGAGGACGAGGAGGAGGAGGAGGACGACGACAGCUAG